GCAUGGGGGGUAGGGUAGUUGCAUGAGAAGAAAGGGAGGGAGUAGAGGGAGGAGGAGGAGGGGAGGGGGAAUCUGGUGAGUUAGUGUAUGCAUGUGUGUGUUUAAGUGCGUGUGUCGACGUUGUGGCUGCUACUGCUGCUGCUCUCUCUCGCCCUCACUCACUCUCUUGGGCUCCUCCCUCCCUCCCUCCCUCCUUCAAUCACUCUCUCUCCUCGUUGGGCUUUGUUGGGCUUCCACGUCUGUGGCACCGCAGCAUUCUUUUGUCCUCCUGGAAAAUUAAAUUAAGUGUGUUUUCGGAUGCUAAUCGAGGAUCAGAAGGCCAAGGCAGCUGACAAUUUCUGAACUUGGAUGGUGGACAUCUCAGAGACACCCUUUUAGGAUACUCGUUACUGUCUACUAGUUAAUGCGAUUCUGUUACCCUUUGAGUGAUCGGCUGGUGUGAGUCGACAAUGAGUACCGAUUUUCUCACUAACAAUCUGGAACUGCUCGCAUCAGUCGGCUUGUUCACAGCCGUGUAUUUCUAUGGUUACUUCUUUGUAUUUCACAAGCUCUGGAAAGGACGCGCCCGUUACGAUGCAGCUAGUUGUGGAAUUUCUCUGGCGCAUGGGACAGUAGUUGCGGCGCUGGCUUGUUAUGGCAUAUGUUCUCAGGAAUGGGUGUUGGAUGCUCCCAACACCUACUUUCAGGACAAAAUAAUGGAGUAUUCAAUGGCAUACUUCAUUGUGGAUUUACUCAAUUAUUUUAUAGCUGCCCCGGAUGAUUAUCUCUUCAUAGGUCACCAUAUUGCCACAUUGACGUAUAUGAUAUCAUGUCGAUACUUUGUGAGGCAUGGGGCAGUGUCCGUGAUGUGUUUGAUAGCAGCUGGCGAGCUCACAAGUCCAGUGCAAAAUAUCUGGACGUUGUCUAGGAUGGCGCGGGAGGAUUCUCCAACUGCUAAGAAGAUUUACACAAAUUUAUCUCCCUUUUUCACACUGUUCUUCACUAUCGUUAGGGGAGGCUUUGGUCCUUACCUGACAUGGACUCUUGGCAAGUUCUACUUGGGAGGCCAUGCGGACAAGGUCAUGCCAAGAUGGUUGGCGUAUUGUUGGAUGUUCAAGGUAGCAUUUGCAAUCUUUGGAAGCAUGGUGUGGGUUUACAAGCUUUGGGUGGGAUUGAUAAAGUUCUACUCCAAGAAGGGUAGCUCAUCCAGGAGAAAGUCCGAAGGUCUUUUUCAGAGAAAAGAUGAUUGAAAGGUCCUCAACACCGACCCAUCUAGGACGUUAUUUCUUAUUUUCAAAUUCACUUUGGAUAUUCUAUCGUGUCGGCUCAUUAUUGCGGUAGAUGAUACUGGAAUAUUUCCUUCGCCAGAUGGAUCCAAAAAAGCUUUUGCUUCGAGCGGAGUGAAACCUGGUUUGCUUGUAUCCCAAGGAAGAUUUUAGGGUAACAUCUAUUAAGACUGGUGUAUGUAGUACAUGUGUUCUUGCAGCUUGGACACUGGAAAUAAUUGCAUUCUUGUGUUUGUCUGUCAUUGAAACGAGGCUACGAGAGUUUCUCAUUGUCCACGAUUGGUCAUCGGAGCUUCGUGUGUCGAAGAAAAUGUUCCUUGAACAUUGAAGUGGAUCACCUUGGUCGUAUUUAUGGAAGUUGUGUACAGUGCGUCAGUUCCAGGGCAAGAUUUCUUGAAGAUGCAUUGUCUGUUUGUACUUAUAGCCAGAUUUUGUAAUGACGCUUUUUAUUUAUCCCUUGUAGUUCAGUGUUGCAAGUCUUAACUUGCUCAAAUCAGUACCCUGUUCAGUAACUGCGAUCUAGUAGGUAGGAAAGGCACCGUGUCAUGUCUAUUGUUUUGCAUUGAAUCCAGUUCUUCUUCUACAAGCUUACCUGCUCACACAGGCCUUUGUGGUCUACUGUGAUGCGUUCCAACUUGUUAGCAAAGCCAGAGGGUGCAGAAAUGUGUCAUGUUGUGUUUGUCAAUGAACUGUAUUGGUUGCUUCGCCGACUUUGGAGAAUAAGACACUUUCAUGUUGA
Molecule: messenger RNA, 2004 nt
Organism: Physcomitrium patens
Lineage: Eukaryota; Viridiplantae; Streptophyta; Bryopsida; Funariales; Funariaceae
Product: TLC domain-containing protein At5g14285
Cellular component (GO): membrane
Source: RefSeq, a predicted model, not a curated record